Anastrepha obliqua is the source of this 933-nucleotide messenger RNA. Its product is annotated as probable serine/threonine-protein kinase cdc7. The transcript is spliced from 3 exons. Lineage: Eukaryota; Metazoa; Arthropoda; Insecta; Diptera; Tephritidae. Bases 367 to 933 code for a protein of 188 amino acids. The record is from RefSeq and is a predicted model, not a curated record.
ACUAAACGUUCGAGUUGAGCGGUUAAAUAGGUGGAAGUAUCCAAUAAUAGCAUAAAAAUCCUCAGUUAAGUGAAAGUAAGCAAUCAGAAGCAGAUUACUGCAAUAGUCAACACCAUUAGCAGCAGCGUCAACCACAUUAACCUGCUGCCAACGCCGUCAGCCAAAUACCAUUAGACUAACAAAAAAAAAAAAACAAAAACAAAAAAAGGAUUCCCAUUUGUGAUCGACAUCAGUACUUGUUGACUACUUGGAUUCGCAGCAGCAGUUGGUGUUGCUUUGUCAGUGAUUUUUGUAUAGGCGUAACAUUUUCCUUUGUAUCGCACAAAAUUCGCUAACAUAUGGCAGCAUUUGUGCCAUCCGCACUGAAUGAAAAUAUGCAAUACGCUUAUCGCCAAUUUAGCCUUAAUGAGGCAGCGGCUGUUGGAUGGUGGGCCCAUUAUCAUGGCAUGCUAUGUACAAGCACAACUACAUCAACAACAGCGGCAAACCGAACAGCAAAACUCAUUAAAGCAACAAUGUAUUAGGCAGCUGAAACAACAACAAGAAUAUCCUCUGCAACAAUGUCAUCAACACAAUCAUCGAGGGCAACAACAACAGCAUCCACAAAAAGAGCAACAACAAUUUGAGGUAGUCAAGCAGCAGCAGCAGCAGCAAAGUUCGGCAGCAUGCCAGCAAUUGUCGCAACAGCAGGAGCAGCACCAGCAGUUAAUAUCCAGCUGGCGCUGCUGGCUGUAUGCAACGCUUAAAUUGUUGUAUAAACCUAUGGCAACAGUUGCGCUGUUGUUGCAAUUGCUGGUCUUGCUGUCGGCAAGUACAACGGCACUUGGCGAAGGCAAUGUCGCCAAUGCACCUGACAAAUUCGAAGAAUCUUUAAAUAAAAUUGACAAUAGCAGUAACCAAAUACCAAUUUGCGGCACAUGUCGCAAUCCAUAA